GCUUCAGACACCGUGCGGGGAGGAGGUGCCACACAUAAGAGCUACCAUUGUACUAAAUCUCUUUUAAACUCAUGGUGACGCACAACACGGCGCCGCGGAUAGAGAGUGUGCACUAGGACGGCCGCCGCGAGCACCAUGUCUCCCCCUGCCUGAGAAAAGCGGGUCUCCGCAGGCAGGGUCGCGGUGUUUAGGUAUUGAUCGGUAGGGAGGCGCCAUGGUGGAGUGCUGAGUGGCCACCCUGCAGGCGUCAUGGAGGUGGUCGGGGACUACGAGUACAGCACCAAGGACCUCAUAGGGCACGGCGCCUUCGCUGUCGUGUUCAAGGGGCGCCACAGACAGAAACCGGGUCUGACUGUGGCGAUCAAGAGCAUCACCAAGAAGAACAUCGCCAAGUCACAGAACCUGCUGAGUAAGGAGAUCAAGAUCCUCAAGGAGUUGACGGAGCUGCAUCACGAAAAUGUGGUGGCGCUGCUCGACUGCAAGGAGACGGCCAAUCACGUGUACCUGGUGAUGGAGUACUGCAAUGGCGGGGAUCUCGCGGACUACCUCCAGGCCAAGGGAACGCUCAGUGAGGACACCAUCAGGUUCUUCCUCCGACAGAUGGCCGAGUCGAUGCGGGCGCUGUAUGGGAAGGGCAUCGUGCAUCGAGACCUCAAGCCUCAGAACAUCCUCCUGGCACACGCCGGGAAGCCCAACCCACCGCCACACCUAAUCACGCUGAAGAUCGCGGACUUUGGAUUCGCGAGGUUCCUUCAAGAUGGCGUGAUGGCCGCAACACUAUGCGGUUCCCCAAUGUACAUGGCGCCCGAGGUGAUCAUGUCUAUUCAGUACGACGCCAAGGCUGACCUGUGGUCUCUUGGUACCAUUGUAUUCCAGUGUCUCGUGGGCAAGGCGCCCUUCCACGCCCAGACCCCCCAGGCCCUCAAGCAAUUCUACGAGAAGAACGCCAAUCUUGCCCCAAGAAUACCCUCUGGUACAUCACCUGAGUUGGUCGACCUCCUAAAUGGACUGUUGAAGAGAAAUGCCAAGGAUCGGAUGGACUUUGAAACUUUCUUCAACCAUCCAUUCAUCCGCAUGGGUGAUCCCGCACCCCAGAAGCCUGUUGCCUCCACUCCAGCUUCAGCCACAGCCUCCUCCCCACCUGCCACUGCACCCAAAACUGUGGGUCGUGCUGGAGCCUUUGCCCACCCAGCCCAGCCCUCUCCAAGUCCUCCUGCUGCCAACCUUCCUCCUUCACCUGAAGACUUGAGGAUGAGUGUGGAGCAGCGCAGUGGGGGUGGUCCUGAGCUGCCUGCAGCCACUGUCCCCCGGCCCACCCCUGUGCCAAGGGCUUCUAGUGCCCAGCAGCAGGAGGAGGCUGAAGAUUUUGUUAUGGUGCCUGCACAACUUCCCAAUGAACCAGAGCCAUCAAGGAUCCCUCAAGGGUGGAGUGGUCGCAUUUUAGCCAAACAAGGUGGAGGGAUUUAUCAGAAGAACCCUCCCCAAUAUGGUCCCCUCACACCUCAGUUGGCCUCCUCCCCUCGGCCAUCACACCUACCCGUUCAAGGUGGCAGCAGUGGUAGCACACACUCCAGCAGCAGCAGUGAGUCAUGUCGGUCUGGAGAGCCAGUACCAGUGCCUUCCCAGCGAGCCACCUUCCACCAAAUGACCUCCUCAGGCUCCUCUGAUCAGAUUCAACAGCCAGAGUCCCCAAGACAUCCACAGGGAGCCUCCCCCAUUCGACCUUCCCCUCCACCUCGCUCUCAGCCCAUCAACAUGCGUCGGGUAUCUGACCACAAAGCUCCAGACCUGUCAUCCCUCUCCCCACCAGCAGUCCAAUUCACCAUCGGAGACCCUCCCAUGGGUGGGCGGCGACGAUCCACAUCAGGAAGCUCCUACUCCACUACACCCCCCACCAACAUUGCCGCCACCACUGUUGCAGGCAACACCCCAAGCGGCCGCCUCACCCCCAGCAACUCCCCCCUCCGUCAGUCUGGCCGCCGUACUCCCCCUUUCUUGCCCCCUCAGCUAUUCUCUGCCCCUCCUAUGCUGCCCCCUAUCCUGGGCUCUCCCACUAAGCUAGGGUUGGGAGGUCAGGACAACCCUGCUGGAGACAUCUGUGGUAAUACGACCAACCUGCCUCUGGCCCACCGUGCCAUCACUCUCCCUGAGAUGACCUCUGUCUCCCGUGACCUCACGAUGGGAAGUGCCCAAGACAUGAGUGUGGAAAGUGCCAGCUUGCAACGGUCCCGGACAGAGUCACAUUUGCUAGAGUGGCAGCAUGCACACCAUGCCACCAGCCCUCCUCAUGGUGCCAGACAGCUGGUGCAGUAUGGCCAGUCUGCACCACCUUCUUUCCUCUUCCAGGGUGGUGGCCAUACAGAGGGUCAUGACACAGUAGCUUUCUAUGCACCUCCUCUCCACCAAGAGACUUUAAUGGAGAAAGAGCACAACGAAACCCUGGCCAAGCUCAACUUUGUGUUGGCGCUGGUGGACUGCAUCCUGGAGCUGGCCCGCUCACGGUCAGCCCCCAUCACAGCCCUCACCCAGAACACUACCAUGAGGGAAUCUGUGUCUGCAGGUUCUCCCCGUGAGUCUGAAACCUCCCCUGUGGCAGCCCCCCCACCAGAGUGGCAGAGAAGAGCAGAGCAGUUGGUGUUGUACAUGAGGGCCCUUCAGCUGCUCAACUCAGCCCUUACUCUUGCCAAGCAUGAGAAAUCAACAAGUCGGCUGCAGCCUUCCAAUGCAGUGAAGAAUGUGGUUGGUGUAUUGAAUGAGAGGUUCCGGCAGGCGCUGAAUGUAUGUAAAGAUCUUAGCAGCGCUGGACCAGUUUCUGCAAUUGACUCAAAAACUUCGACUAUUACUGCAGACAGAUUGAUAUAUAACUAUGCUAUUGAAAUGUGUCAGAGUGCAGCCCUUGAUGAGCUCUUUGGCAAGCCUGAGGAGUGUUUCAGAAGGUACCAGACAGCCCAGAUCCUCCUCCAUGCUCUGGCCCAGCAGGUGGCCCAUGACUCUGACCGCUCCUUAUUGACACGCUACAAGCAAGCCGUUGAGAGGCGGCUCUUCCUCCUCCAUGAGCAAGGGAUUGUUCAUGCUUACAACACCAACGAGGCGUAAAAGAUGGUGCUACAACACACUGAUGACUCAUGCACUUGUUACAGUGGUUCAGGUGAUACUGAGAGCCAUCACAAACUAAGGACUCCACCUUGAAUUUGUCAAGACACUGUGAAGACUUGUGACCAUCAGUGUGACAGUAUCCCCUUUAGAUUUAUUUACAUCGGUGUGAUAAUGCCUCGUGAGAUAAGAGCCCUGAGUGCUGAUUACAGGGUACAUUUUCAGUUGAAUAUUUAAAUUAUUAAAAUUUGUCUUGUUUCAAGAGUAUAUUUAAAACAGCAUCAGUGUGCAAAGUAUUUUCAUGAUAGCCUUUGCUAGGCUUGACACGAUUGGAAAUAUAGCUGUACAUUGCUGUGUGAAAUCCAGAUAAGGAGAGGAUGAGUGAAAGCUGAAUUUAUUAGCAUUAAGAGACAAUAUUGAAAGUGUUUUCAUGAAACGCUGAACUCGGAAUAAUUUUCCAGGAUGGAAACAAGUUCUAAACGACAAAUAGCAGCUAUUUAAGUAGCUCUCUAUGAUUUGUGAUCGAGGACAAUACAUGAAGAUACAGUAUAUUAUUUGUGAGGCCAGUCAGUGUAUUUGUAUAUUUAAAGACAAUGCUUCCCAGUGUAACUUGAUCUUCAGUCAGUCUCAUGUAAUGGUCAUUUACAUAAUGUCCCCCUGACUUGCUGGUAAGAAAGUUAUUUGUGAACAUAACCAUACACAUAUAUCACAUAUGGUACUGAGCCAUGUAAAUUAGCAAUGUUGUAUGUGCUUCAUAUUAUAUACAUACAUGUACUUGACUACCACUCAAGCAAAGUUCUGGUCAUAAUAUAAAUUACCUGUAUAUAUGUAUGUGUGUGUGCACAUAUGGUUAAAACAGGUAACCUCUGAAUAAGUACUCCAGAUGUGCAUGUUGGAUGAAAGUUGAGGUACACAGCUGGACAGAAUCAUUCCCAAAAGUCUGUGUGAGAGAGAGAGAGAGAGAGAGAGAGAGAGAGAGAGAGAGAGAGAGAGAGAGAGAAAGCUAUAUUUUCUUUUCCAGCAGGUGCAUAUUUCAAGUAUCGUGUGGAUGGAUGAGCGCUUCAUGCAAGAGGAUGAUUCAUUUGCCUUAUUUUAUCUGAUAAAUGUAAACUUUAAUAAUGCUAGCCACCAUAUGGGGCAAUGCUAAUGCCUUAGUUUUUCUCAAGAGAUCUAAUAGGAUAUAUGCGUAUUGUAUAGCAAUGAGGCAGAGGUGUUGUAUUUCCAUGAUGGAUGCAAACUAGAUACUAACAAAUUAUAGUUAGUGUAGCAUAGCUCCUUAGGUGUCCCUGUGCAGAAAUCUCAACCCAGCUGUUAUGAGUUUAUCUGAUGCAAAGCUAAAGAAAGUGCUGAACACACUUCAGAACUGUAAAGAAAAAGGCUUUCUUAAUGAUGCAUCAGGGGAAUAUACAUAACAGGGAGAAAAAAGAAUCAGAAGCAGGGAUGUGAGUGGACAGAGGUGUCACUGGGUUGCUUUCUCACUCAUGAUGCUGUGCUCACUUUCCUUGAUCCUUUUUAUAUGUUGCUACUUUUGAUAUUCUGUUUAGUGGACUGAACAUUUUUACAAUAGGUUAUGCUAACUCUUCAGUGAUAUCUGAGUAUUUGCAGUGUGUACAUCAGGAUUGAUGCGCCUCAUGCUGAUGGUGCUGCACAUGUCAGUUGAGUUAGUCAAUAUGGGUCACAGAGUAGGCCAUUUCAGCACUAGCUUCUUGCAGGCAUCAUCCUAAGAGUCUGUAUGGUACAUUGAAAUGGAGGUCUUUACGUUGAAUAUGAAUGCAUUCAUUUCUAUAUAUUAUGCCUUGUUUAGCUUUGGAAUCCUUUAUGUGACUGCAUUUUUUUAGCUGACGUUACAGUUGCCUACGGAUAUGGAUUAUUUCCUUCUUUCAGAUCUACAUACAAUUACUCAGGAAAAAAAAAUGUAGCUUAAGAUUCAAUUGCCACAAAGUUUUAGUUAAGUAAUAGUGUAAAUAUGAGUGUGUCUGCGUGCGUUAGUGAUUUAUCUCUAUACAUAUUUGAGUUUUGUAUGUUUCAUAAGCUUCAAUCUCAUUUAUGCAUUUUUAUUCACAGUUGAAGCAUUUGUAUCUGAAAUAUGUACUUAGCCUUUACAUUCAUUGGAGUGGAGUUCCCCAUUACAUUUUAGAAAGAUAAACAAAUGUGAUUUAACACUAGCUAGUGUGAUCACUUCAUUGUGAUAAUGGAGCUGGGAACCUGGGCAGUAUGACUACCACUACCACCACUCAAGGUGAAGCUUCAGCUGAGGUCCUGAGUCAGUGUGACCAUUAAAUGUUUUGAUGAUGCAGCUGGGACCAAGUUAUUGUGCUGACCACUUAGGAUGAUAUUGUGUUGAUACUGGAUAACUUCAUCUGCUUGAAUUACCACAGCAAGAUGAAAUAGAUAAAUUGUAAAUCAUAUUUCAGUGGCUCUUGGCAAGUAAUUUUUUCCAGUGUGAUGAUAAUGAAUGUCGAAUGGAGGAUUUCAGUCAAGAGAGCUGCAUUGCUAUCCAUUGUUGAUAUUGGUUCUGAAAACCAGCAUUAAAUAACAUGAUUUAAGCAUCACCUCUUGCCUGUUGUGACUUAAAAAUGCUGUUGUAUCCUUAUUUUCUUCAUGAUACCAUGAAAAAAAGUGAUGUGAAGUUAUGGCAGACAACAUAAUAUUGUGCAGUGAUUCACAAUGAUGAUGAAGUACAGUGGUCUUCAGUUAACAUGUGGAUAGUCAUAAAACAUGGUUCUAGUCUUGCCUUACAGCAUAACUUUAUAGAAAGAAAUUUUGUUACUGGUUCUGCAGUUUCAAAACAAAGUUUGUAGCACAUUGAUCCUUUGAUUGAAAGUACACUGCAUCAAUAGCCAGUGUGCAGGAAACCUUUUUUGUUGUGGCCUCAUGUAAGCUUUUCCUGGCUCCCCAGGUUCCCAAGGCUUUGAAAUCAUUUUCAUUUUUCUUUCAAGUUUGUCUUCUAGUCGAAUACCUUUUAUGUGGGCAUUGUAGGCAGUGUCCAAGAUCUCGUGGCUGGCAGGUCUACUGUCACAAUAUGUACUUUGUAUUUUUAUUAUUAUUAUUAUUAUUAUUAUUAUUAUUAUUAUUAUUAUUAUUAUUAUUAUUAUUAUUAUUAUUAUUAUCAUUGUCAUUACUUUAUUAUUACUGUUAUUGUUGCUUAAUUUUAUUAUUAUUAGUUUCCUGAUGCAGACCUGAGCUCUUGUGAUUAGGAAGCAGAAACCUUUGAGGGCAAGAAUCACCCCCAUGACUAUACUAAGUGGCAGUGACCCACCCCCAACCACAGCAUCUGUGAUCUUUUUGUUCUGUUAGUGAGAUUUUUUUACAUAACAUUUAAUUAUUGUAAGAGUUGUCAAAGCAAACUAUGGUUUGUACAGGAGGUGUAUAAUUAUAGUUACAGUGCUGCUACUUUGGCCUUUUGUUUUCACACAUGAUGAACCCCCUACUGUUGAGGCACUGGCCUCGGAAGACAGGCACACCACAGUAUUAAGGACCUUGUAGUUAGGCCAACUGUAAGAUUUGUUAGGAUAAUAAACUGGAUUUUUUUCCUUUUAUUAAAUGGCAUAUGUAGAUAAGUAUGCAUAAUAGUAAAAACACUUAGUUAAAUUUCCUAACGUUUAUAAAGAAAAGCUGUCAUUGGCUGGGUGAAUGUGGGCGGUGCCUUGAUGUGGCUACUAGUCGUGGUGAGCACUGGCUGGCUCAUAUUAUCUACUCUUGCAACUAGUACAACGCCCUCCAGGGGCUGUCAUUUUAUAUUCUUACCAUAAACAUAAUAGAGAAAAAUCAAAUAAAAUUAAAGCCAAA
Molecule: messenger RNA, 6882 nt
Organism: Eriocheir sinensis (Chinese mitten crab)
Lineage: Eukaryota; Metazoa; Arthropoda; Malacostraca; Decapoda; Varunidae
Gene: Atg1
Product: serine/threonine-protein kinase unc-51-like
Exons: 19
Coding region: 250-3096 (948 amino acids)
Biological process (GO): autophagy; axon extension; positive regulation of autophagy
Cellular component (GO): autophagosome; cytoplasm
Molecular function (GO): protein serine/threonine kinase activity; ATP binding
Source: RefSeq, a predicted model, not a curated record